Messenger RNA from Penicillium egyptiacum, 402 nucleotides. The record is from the annotation of a GenBank genome assembly. Lineage: Eukaryota; Fungi; Ascomycota; Eurotiomycetes; Eurotiales; Aspergillaceae.
AUGUUAGGUUGGUUUUGGAGUCAUAAUAAAGAGCUCCUAGGAGACCUCUUGACUUAUGCGGCGAGACGCAACUGCGUGGCCGGAGCUAGGUGGAUCUCGCACCAUACCGAAAGCCACGACUGGCGCCUAGCUCUAUUUGCAGCUGCCGAUAAAACAGAGCGAGAGAGCGCUGAAAUCUUUGGAAUCCUUAUGCACCACCCGCCUCCGGGAUAUAAAAGGGACGGUAGGGGCCGCACGGGCCGCACACUCUCUGAGGAUCUUUUGAUCAUGAUCGUUGGUAAAGCGUGUACUAAAAGUCGGGUGUAUGAUUUGAUUCUCUCGGGCGAAUGCUCCAAUGAGGAAAUAUAUCGCUUGCAGAGCGAGAAAGCAUGUUUGGAAGAGGUUGCUGUUCAGAAGAUCUAA